Vanrija pseudolonga is the source of this 692-nucleotide messenger RNA. RefSeq lists its product as uncharacterized. NCBI's taxonomy places the organism in Eukaryota, Fungi, Basidiomycota, Tremellomycetes, Trichosporonales, Trichosporonaceae. The coding region runs from base 164 to 544 and encodes 126 amino acids. The transcript has 3 exons. The record is from RefSeq and is a predicted model, not a curated record.
AUUCAACACUCAAAGGCACAACAACAUUGUCAUUGACAUUACACUCACUACUCCAACUAUCAACUCUUGGUUGCACCUCAUCUCCGCUCGGUAGAGCAUCAGCCCUCCCUCACCUCACACCACACCUCACCCCCAACCACCCGCACCAACCACCCACACCACCAUGCCCGCCUCGACGACCGGCUCCACCACCCCGGCCAGCGACAAGUCGACCUCGGCGUCGCCCACCAUCGCGCCGCUGCACAACCCCGCCAAGGGCGCAGUCGUCGUGCAGCAGCAGGCGCCGUUAGGCUCGACGCAUCCCAACACCGUCAUCCCGGGCCAGACACCCGACCCCUCGGUCCCCGGCGCCGCCCUCGGCGCCAAGGCCCUCCUCGCCAAGAAGUUUGCCAAACCCAACACGGUGUCGCCGACCGACGCCCUCCAGAGCCCGUGUACCCAGAAGCUCGCCGACGCCAAGGGCCGCCGCUUCAGCAACAAGGGCAAGCCGGCAUCGCUUGCGUCGCGCCUCAACGCGCUGCAGCGGGACGAGAACGCAAAGUAACUCGACGACGAACCGACUCGGCCCGCCACCACUGUACAUCCACCCACGACUCUGAUAUGUCUCUGCGCACACUGCGCCCAGCACCCAGCGCCCCGCCCCGCCCCGCCCCGAUGAUCACCUAGCACCAUGUACACCUCUUACGACCGCG